Protopolystoma xenopodis is the source of this 489-nucleotide messenger RNA. The record is from the annotation of a GenBank genome assembly. Lineage: Eukaryota; Metazoa; Platyhelminthes; Monogenea; Polystomatidea; Polystomatidae.
AUGACUCUGUCACGCAGUCUGGAUUCUAGUAAACACAAAUUCAUUCACAAGAUAUAUGCGACUGUCAAUUCAAACCGGGAUUGUUUUAUUCUCAUCUGCAAUGAAGCAAUCGUCUAUGACAAAAAUUAUUACUUGACCUUAACAUCAAUAUUGCAACAUGGACUAAACUCCGAUUUGUUAGACCGUCGUACUUGGAGCUCUGAUGAAAUCGGAAGCAUUGAUGUCUGUCAUGGUGACAAGUUUAUCCUCUAUUCUAAUUCCUUUCCUUUCAGCAAGCUUAUUACUGUUGAGGUGACUCGACUAAAUGAGGACCUGAAGUCUGUGUCCAACAAAUUGUCCAGAACAACCUCCAACCUAGAUUCCCUGCAUGAGCACUCCGCCAACACAGAUGCUCGCCUGCUGGAGGCUGAGAGGCAGCUUCGUGAAAUCAAUGUUUCAGCCGAUGAGAUGGUUGAUCGGGUAGGAUUCUAUAGAACUUCAGAUUUUUAG